Molecule: messenger RNA, 1355 nt
Organism: Archocentrus centrarchus (flier cichlid)
Lineage: Eukaryota; Metazoa; Chordata; Actinopteri; Cichliformes; Cichlidae
Gene: dph5
Product: diphthamide biosynthesis 5
Exons: 7
Coding region: 266-1132 (288 amino acids)
Biological process (GO): protein histidyl modification to diphthamide
Molecular function (GO): diphthine synthase activity
Source: RefSeq, a predicted model, not a curated record
GGGGUUCGUUUAAUUGAUGAUUCGUGUGAGUGCUUGUGUGUUUCUACCGGCACCCCACCCACAAAGCCGUAGACUCGCGAGACUUCGUUAAAAAGUCUGCUGUCGAAUCGUGGCUGCAGCUGUCGCAACUGUAAACAUUUUGCGGCAAGCCGUAUUCCAGGGAGUACAGCGGGACUCCACGUGAAUGUGGGAAAUGUGCAUAUAAAGUGUUGAUUUGACUUCUUUGUGAUUCCUGUUGUGAAGCUUUAGCCCCUGCUGUGGCAGCAUGCUGUAUCUGAUCGGCCUGGGGCUCGGAGACGCCACCGACAUCACGGUGAAGGGUCUGCAGGCGGUGAGGAGCUGCUCCCGGGUCUACCUGGAGGCCUACACCUCCGUUCUCACCGUAGGCAAAGAGGCGCUGGAGGAGUACUAUGGGAAGCAGCUGAUCCUGGCAGACAGAGAUCUGGUUGAACAAGGAGCUGAUGAAAUCCUGGAGAAUGCAGAUGUCACUGAUGUGGCUUUUUUGGUGGUGGGCGACCCAUUCGGAGCUACCACACACAGUGACCUGGUGCUGAGAGCAGUGAAUGCUGGGAUACCAUACAAAGUCAUUCACAAUGCCUCUGUCAUGAAUGCAGUGGGCUGCUGUGGUCUGCAGCUGUAUAAUUUUGGGGAGACGGUGUCUGUGGUGUUUUGGACCGAGACGUGGAGACCAGAGAGCUUCUACGACAAAAUCUGUAAAAACAGAAAAGCUGGACUGCACACGCUCUGUCUACUGGACAUUAAAGUCAAAGAGCAGAGCAUUGAGAACAUGAUGAGGGGCAAGAAGAUCUACGAACCUCCUCGGUUUAUGACAGUCAGUCAGGCUGCAGAUCAGCUAAUACAGAUCAUCCAUCGGAGGAGGGAGGAGGGCGAGGAGUUGGGCAUGACGGAGGACACAGUGUGUGUCGGCGUGGCCCGACUCGGCUCUGAUGACCAAAUGAUUCGUGUAGGAACAUUACAUCAGCUGGUGUCAUGUAACCUCGGCGCUCCGCUCCAUUCGCUGGUCAUCACUGGUCGACUCCACCCGCUGGAGGUGGACAUGCUGCGACUAAAUGCAGAACCAAACGCACUGGAAAACCUUCACAUGAUCGACAGCUCAGUGUACAUCUCUUGACACACAAGCAUUUACCUGCUUGUCUACAAGUACCAUUUGUGACAUAAUGCAUUCAGGCCCCAAACAAUAACCUGAUCACACCCUGAAGCAUCCGAUCACAUCCUGAAGAACAGUUGCGAUGUUUCAGUUUAGUUGGUUCUCAAAGACAGCAAUACAAGGCCAAACAUAAUCCUACUCAAGACUCAGUGGCUUAAUCCUAAUCACUAAAACUAAGACCGAGCCU